This is a messenger RNA of Glycine soja, 1647 nucleotides long. RefSeq names its product putative UPF0481 protein At3g02645. NCBI's taxonomy places the organism in Eukaryota, Viridiplantae, Streptophyta, Magnoliopsida, Fabales, Fabaceae. The record is from RefSeq and is a predicted model, not a curated record. Bases 1 to 1647 code for a protein of 548 amino acids. The transcript has a single exon.
AUGUCUUCUCUGAAAUCAGUUGUGUCUCUUGACUCUAAGUAUAACUUUGAUGAGCUCCAAUGGGUCAUCCAAAUCCGUAGAACCCUUGAAGAAGAGCUUGGUGAAGAUGAUGAAUUUCCCGUAUCCAUCUUCAGCGUCCCAAAGCUCCUUAGGGCUUGUGAUCCAGCUUCUUAUAUUCCUCAACAAGUUGCACUUGGCCCUUACCAUUAUUGGCGUCCAGAACUGUAUGAGAUGCAGAGGUACAAGCUUGCAGCAGCAAAAAGAUUCCAGAAACAAUUACAAAGCCACAAGUUUGAUAAUAUCAUUGACCAAUUGACCAAGUUGGAGCAAAGGAUUCGAGCAUGCCACCACAAGUUCUUGGAUUUCAACGGGGAAACGUUGGUGUGGAUGAUGGCAGUUGAUGCCUCAUUCUUGCUUGAGUUCCUCCAAGUCUUUGAUUGUGCCAUUCAAGAUGGAAAAAAAGAGCCUAAAGGGAAAUCAUAUCAUAAUGCAAUUUUGAGGGAUAUUGUAAUGCUUGAGAAUCAAAUACCAAUGUUUGUGUUGAGAAAGAUGAUGGAGUUCAAAUUCUCAUCACUAGAAGCUUCAGAUCAGAUGCUGAAAUUGAAGUUUAUAGGGCUGUUCAAAGAGAUUUCUCCUUUCAAGAUGAUGGAGGAAUAUCCAAACAUUCAAGUUUCAAAGAGUGCACAUCUGCUAGAUUUCCUAUAUCACAUAAUUGUCCCCAAUAUAUUAGAACGCCAAGAUACAAUUGAAGUUGAGACUCAACAAGGAGAUGAAGAAAAGGAAGGAAAUGAAGAAUCAAACGCUGACUCCAGCCAAGUUAAGCAACUCUUUAGUGAACUAUGGAAGUUGCUUUCUAAAUUAAACAAAGGACCAGUGAAUAUAAUAAAAAAGUUACUUGUAUCUAGACCUAUGAAAGUCUUUGUUAAGCUGCCAUGGAAAAUCAUAAUCAACCUUCCAGGUAUUAAAAUUCUGAAACAACCUCUUGAGUACUUCUUUUGCUCUCAAAAUGAAGGAGAAAAUGAGAGUUCAAUUAGAUGGUCGAAUACUCUCAUGAUCAACAAGCCACCCUCGGUGGAGGAAAUCACUAUUCCUUCCGUUACAGAACUCUUGAAUGCUGGGGUUCGUUUCUUACCCACUAUUGGAAGCAUAUCAAACAUUAGUUUUAAUGCGAAAACAUGCACGUUUUACCUUCCCACAAUAGGUUUGGAUGUUAAUACUAAAGUUUUCUUGAAAAAUUUGGUUGCAUAUGAAGCAUCAGUUGCAUUAGGGCCCUUGGUUAUAACCCGUUACACUGAGUUGAUGAACGGGAUUAUAGACUCAGAGGAGGAUGCAAAGGCUCUGAGAGAAAAAGGGAUCAUUCUGAACCACUUGAAGAGUGAUAAAGAAGUGGCUAAUCUGUGGAAUGGGAUGAGCAAGUCGUUGAGAUUGUCAAGGGAACCAUUGUUGGAUAAAGUCAUUGAAGAUGUUAACAAAUAUUAUAACGGUAGAAUGAAGGUUAAAGUUGUCAAGUUCAUGAAGGCUUACGUGUUUAGUUCAUGGCAGAUUUUCACAUUCCUAGCUACCAUCAUGCUCUUACUCUUGACGACCUUGCAAGCCUUCUGCUCUGUUUAUACCUGUAAUCAUACUUUUAGUGUUACUUCAGAGUGA